UGCCUUCGCCUCUCAUCCUUUGGGUUGCAGCGGGCGUUUCUUCCCACGUUACACCCCUUGGAUCAAAGAAAAUUUACCAAAACACCCUCCUCUCAGAACAAAAGAAAUUAGAUUGGAUUUUCUUUUUUUCCCUCUCUUCCUCCAAUUUCAUCUCUUUGAUUCUUGUCCUCCGAAAAUCGGAGAUUAGCGUUUUGAAAUUCCAUCCCAAGUUACGGACUCCCUCAAUCGACGGCUCUACUUCCAUUUUUCUGAUCUCUUUCGUCAAAGGUUUCAUCGACCUAGUCGCUUUCGGCCUCCAGCGUCGAGAAUUACGGAUUCUGAUUUUCGAAUUUCUUGAAUCCUUGCCAGAUAAAUUAGGCUUCAGGUUUUGUUUUAUCUCCAUUUUUUUUUCAUGUCGCUGUUUUAGAAUUCCUGAAUCUUUGGUAGAGAAAUCAGGUUUGGGAAGACUUAAUCUUCAAGAAUUUGGGAUUUCUGAUUAAUUUGAUAAAGGAUUCGUUUGAGAAAUUUGGCCUUUAAUUAAGGCGGGAAAAAAGAGAGUUUGUUUUUCAAUGCUUGGGGUUCCGAUUGAAGAAUCGAGCUAAGCUGGAAGCGUUACGAUUUGAGCCCUGGGCGGUGGCGGUUGGGGCCGCUGCUGCCAAAGGCCGCAGAUUGAAUAACGGUGAUUUGGAUUGUCGUAUCUGUGCUGCUGCUGGGGAUCUGUUGGUAAGAAUGCGCCGCAGCAGCGGCAGUGGCGGGCAGCUCGCUGGCCAGGUCGGCGGCUUCAGCCAUGAGAGCGAGCACGACCUGGCAGUUAUGGUCAGUGAUUUCCUGGAAAAUGGGAGUAGUGGGGCUGAGUCAAGGUGCAGCAGUGACAGCGAUUCUGGGUUUUCUGAUCUCUCGCAUCUUGCAGAUAGGAUUGUGUUCCAUAAGCGUGUUGUUGAUCAGUACGAGAGUGAUCUGCUAUCGACCGUCCAUUCCCUUAUCCUGUCCAUUAAUGAGACAGAUCUUCAUUGUGUCAAGGCAGGGGCAUGCAAUGCCAGCUGCAUUCGGCAAUCAUUGUCAAAGCUUCUUAGGUUUGAUGGUUAUGAUGCUGCUGUUUGCAUUUCUAAGUGGCAGGGUUUUGACAAGGUCCCGGGAGGUGAUCAUGAAUAUAUCGACGUGGUGACGGAUGGAAAAACCGGGACCUCUGAUCGCUUGAUCAUUGAUAUAGACUUUCGGAGCCACUUUGAAAUAGCAAGAGCCGUUGAAUCUUAUGAUAUGAUAUUGAAUUCUCUUCCAGUAGUCUACGUGGGCUCGCUGCCCAAGCUGAAGCAGUACCUCCAGGUCAUGGUAGAAGCUGCAAGAAGCUCCCUCAAGCAGAACUCCAUGCCUCUCCCUCCAUGGAGGUCUCUGGCUUACCUGCAAGCAAAGUGGCAAUCUACCUAUGAGAGGAAACUUGGUCCAGACGCAUGGAACACAAGCGGGUCCAAUUCUUUUGAUUAUAAACAGUGCAUUGGACAUUCAAGGAGGCUGAAAGCCUCCAUCCAAUCUGAAAUAGAGACUGAGCGUCUGUUGAAGCCUAUAAUCAACGAGAACAGUAAUAAUCGGAGGGUGAAACUGGAGAGGUGGAGGCGCCCUGUGUUCAGGGCCUGAUAAAAGAUGCACAGAUAUCAGUUUGAAAAUAAAAAAAUCCAUUCGUUCCAAUAAAACAGCAUAAGGAAUGUCAGAUUUGCAUUUGCCACGCCAUGUAAUAUUAUCUUCGUUUGGGUAUCUAAUAAAAGACGUGAACCUUUGAAGAAAUGCAGGUUCCUUUUCAUAUUCCACAGUAAUUUUCCAUUUUUUCCAGCAGAAGGCAGGGAUUGCUGUGCCUUGAGAGUGAGCUGUGAUUCUCUCUCAAAGAAGUCAAUUCAUCAGAAGUUCUUGUUGGUAUGCUUUGGUUGAUCCAUGCUGUUGCAUUAUUUUAUAGAUUGUAUUUGUUCUUUUCAAUAUUUGAAACAAAGAAAGCCUUGCCAUAUUCUAUGAGCAUAGGAAAAUUUUGUCACUUGUAUUGUUACUACUGUAUUUCCUUUUGGCCAAUACAUAAAAGAUGUACUGAGAGCGGAUCUA
Molecule: messenger RNA, 2064 nt
Organism: Magnolia sinica
Lineage: Eukaryota; Viridiplantae; Streptophyta; Magnoliopsida; Magnoliales; Magnoliaceae
Exons: 3
Coding region: 709-1611 (300 amino acids)
Source: RefSeq, a predicted model, not a curated record